AUGGAACAAAACAACGACACUCAAGCCCCUGUUGCUGCUGCUGCUGCCAACCAGCCUCCUCCACCUCCUCCUGGCGGUGGUCGCGGUGGUCGUGGCGGUGGUCGUGGCGGGGGUCCCGGUCGUGGUGGUAUCAGGAAGGAGCUCAUCGCCAGAGGUGGUCAUCGGGGUGGUGGCCAGGGUCACUGGGGUGGUCGUGGAGGCAUUCACGGCCAGCAAGCCCCUCCUGACCAGCAGCAGGCCCCGGAGAGACGCCAAAACGCCCAGCAACCUGAAGCUGCGGCCAACAACGCGGCCCCGGCUCCGGCUGGUCAAGCCGCAGGUCCUAACUGGCAGGUUGAUGCCCUCGUGGCUCAACUGCAGCAGGUGGACCCAAAUCAGCUCGCAGCAGCAAUGGAGCGACUGCAAUAUAAUCGUGAGCCCAAGGAAGAAGGGAGACAAGAUGCGCAAAUGCGCGAAUAAAUUUUUUUCCCCCAAGAGGGUUUUUUUUCUGAGAUAAGAUGCCGGCUUC
This is a messenger RNA of Aspergillus wentii DTO 134E9, 508 nucleotides long. RefSeq lists its product as uncharacterized. The transcript has 5 exons. The record is from RefSeq and is a predicted model, not a curated record. The coding region runs from base 1 to 459 and encodes 152 amino acids. Lineage: Eukaryota; Fungi; Ascomycota; Eurotiomycetes; Eurotiales; Aspergillaceae.